CCCAUUUCCGCCAAUGUCCAAAUCAGCAGCGCCGUCCAACACCCACCGUGCCCUCGGCUGGAACUGCGAUAUUGUGUGCGCCAAAAACAAUAUCUUCGGUGGCUAUUACCAACAUCUCGAUCUCCUCACUGUCGCCGAUGUGGUACACGAUCUUAAUCUUUGUUUUUCCCCACCAGGCCAUGGCGACGAUGGUGGCGAUGGCUCUCAAUGGCGGCGCGCCCUAAUACCCGAAACCGAAUCGAGAGGCGCGCAUGGCCUCGUCCUGCACCUGGACGAGCAAGAUAACACGACAAAGAUCCCGACCCCUAAUCCGGGAUCGAAAACUAGGUACCGCUACGUUCUCCACGAAAGGGCAUGCACGCGCCAUAGGGAAAAACACAGUCUACAGGAUUCUUGCCUGCGACUUGCCCCUCAACCACGACGGCGUCGAGACCCUCGAUACCUACAAAUCGGCAAAUCUGACACCAGCGACCCCAAGCUCGCUCUCAUCGCACCAAGGAGGGGAGACGUGGCCAGAAAACGCAUCCGCACUGGGUCUGGCUCGCUUUCGAGGUCGCCUUCGAACUCACCCUCGCCAGAACGCAGUCCGUCGCCCUACAAAGAUGGGCAGGAUGAAGCACAAGAAGCCGUUAUCCCCAUCGCAAUUAUCGAUUCCCAAACCGGCAAGGAGUUCAUAAACAACUUUCGUAGUGACGUGAUCAGCAUUCAUACUCCUGCUCAGUGCGUCGUCACCGGCAAAGGAGGGUACUGGUGUACCGGAUCACCCGUCGGACCUGGUAUCCAAGCAGCACACAUAGUCCCGGCGACGCAUUGGAGUCGCUUCCCCCUCGACGACCAGCAAGGCAUUGCCGACACAAACAAUCCCGAAAACCUCAAGGAUGCUUGGUAUGGUACUUAUGAUCCAGCCAAUGGAUUGUUGAUGGCAAGUCACCUGCAUCAAUGUUUCGACCAGCGUCUCUUUUCCAUCCAUCCCGACACUGGCAUCAUCCGGGUUUUUUUGCCAUAUUCUCUAUUGCUCGAAUAUCACGGCAAGCAUGCUCAUCUCGCCCCCGGCGUUAGCAAGAGGGCCUUGCGGUUCCACUACGACAUGUGCUGUAUUGAGAACUUCGGUGCCAAAAUCCCGCUGCCGCCCUCCCCGGUCCCCCUUAGCAUCAGGCCUGACGCUGCUACGAAACUUCCCGUCAAUACAUCCAACACCAUUCCAGGAGACCCCAACAAAAUACAGAAUCAAUCAACUGCUGCCGCUCGGAUGUCUGCCGCUAUACCCGCACCGAAAGACACACAACAUGGGGCAGCAGACACAGGAGCAGACCCACCAGCAAGCGACAGUGAUGAUACAGCAGGCUCUAAGGAGUUGGGUUCGACCAAUUUGCCUCCCAGUCCUUCAUCUUGCCGCAUGUCCAAACAAGAUGACCCCCAACGCCAGUCUCGACUUUGGCGGGUGGGAGGACUAAUCCUCUCUGAUUUUCGGAAGGCCGAGUGGUACCAAAACCAGGGAUGGUUGGUUGUUAAUACAGAUGGAGAGGAUGAAGACAAGCAGCAGGAGGAGUCUUGCGUGGGGCAAACUAGUUAUACCGAGGACUGUAAUUUGGUCGAGAAUUUGAAUCGUGGACGGUUGAGAAAAAGAAAACGGCUAACGCCUGACGAAUUUUGAGGUGUAUAGUUAUUUAGGUAUCUACGGUCUACUGAGUAAUCC
Molecule: messenger RNA, 1696 nt
Organism: Pyricularia grisea
Lineage: Eukaryota; Fungi; Ascomycota; Sordariomycetes; Magnaporthales; Pyriculariaceae
Exons: 2
Coding region: 14-1654 (546 amino acids)
Source: RefSeq, a predicted model, not a curated record